AUGGCAAAUCAAGCAGAUGAUAAGGAUUUACAAUUAAAUGAGGAGGAGGAGGAUUUACAAUCUACUGGAGUUACCUCAGUUUUGACCAUUGGAGGGAUGUCUAAAGUACCUAAGAUUAGAAAUGUUAUUGAAGAAAUUUUCAAGAAGGAAAUAUCUGAUUCUCAACUUGAAGAUGGAGAAAUUUCAACUGGAGCCAUUUAUUUAGGUGUUCUUUUUGGUGAUAUAAAUUAUUUGGAUGAUAGACGAACAUCUAAAAAUCGAAUUUUUACAAUGGCUUCACAAAAAAUGUUUAUUGGAGACAGAAAAGCUGUUGGAUUACAAAAUCUCGCUAAGCAUGUUUUUAUUUUUAUUAUUUUUCCAAAGGAAAAUUUUUUCUUAUAG
Meloidogyne enterolobii is the source of this 381-nucleotide messenger RNA. The record is from the annotation of a GenBank genome assembly. NCBI's taxonomy places the organism in Eukaryota, Metazoa, Nematoda, Chromadorea, Rhabditida, Meloidogynidae.